Messenger RNA from Opisthorchis viverrini, 1752 nucleotides. RefSeq lists its product as hypothetical. The transcript has 10 exons. NCBI's taxonomy places the organism in Eukaryota, Metazoa, Platyhelminthes, Trematoda, Opisthorchiida, Opisthorchiidae. The record is from RefSeq and is a predicted model, not a curated record. The annotation marks the transcript as partial.
UUGAAAUACUCACCAUACUGCUCAGUAAUUUUGGUAAGAAAGAAGCAUAUUGCACGUAGAUUGCGGCGACUAUUUCCUUGGCCAGGUUCCAUAAAACGAAUGAAUAAUCCAUUUGCCAAAAAAGACACCACAUCGUCGGACAGCACACAGACAGAAGCAAGGCUGAAAGAUGAAAUCACUUAUGGAGUGCCGGAGGUAUCAGAUCUGUCACAGAAAUGGAAGGUUCGCAUAAAGGAGUUGGAAGCUGAACUGGAUAAACUGCGAAGCGAAAAUAGUCGACUGCGAAGAGAAGUCGCAGAGUUAAAGGACCAGAAUGAAAUGAUUCAAAAACAGCUGAACAGGAAGAAUGAGCAAAGCCAAACAUUGCUGGACGAAUUGACAGAGCUGCACAAACAACUGGAAAGCAGCGAAAGUGCCUAUGAGAAAUUGGAAUGCCAGCAGCGAGACCAAGAUCAAGAAAACAAACAGCUUUCCUAUGAAAUCAAGGUCCUGAGCCAGCAGAAGAGCAAGCUAGAGGCAGAGAUGAGAGAGAUGGAGGAAUUGCGUGCUAUCACGGAAAACAAGUUACACCAACUGCAAAACCGAUACGAUGCUUACAUGGAACAAUGCAAAACGGAGCGUCAGCGAUUUGAAGAGAAGCUGUCGAACGAACGCAAGCAGAGUGAUCAGCUUAUGGCACAGUUAGUAGAAGCGAGGAAAGGCAAUGAACAACAAAGUUUACAGAAUAGAAGACACAGUCAACUUAUAAAUAAGCAACGGGAUGCCGAACUAGAGGAGUUACGCAAACAAAUAGAAGAAAUGUUGAGAGCCAACAAACAUCAGCUGGAUCUGGUCGAGAAAAACGAAACAGCGCUGGCGGAACAACGGAAGACCACUUCUGAUUUGCAAGCACUCGUUGCGAAGUUGGAAGGGGACAAAGCUGAGCUUCAGCAUUGGAAGGAACACGGAGCUGCCAGUUUAACCACUACAGUCAGUUACCUCGAGCAAAGGCUUCAUGCAAAAGAAGAGGCCCUUGCUGUCAGUGAAUUCCAAGUUCAUGUGCUCAACGAUCAGUUGAGACAUGAAGCAAAGGAAAGGCGUGAAAUCCUCGAACAAGCCAAAGAUGAAAAAGCAAGAAUUAAUUCAAAAUACCGACAUAAAAUCAGACUGCUGGAAAGUCGAACCAGAGCAAUCAUGGCUAGGGCAAGAAGUCACCGAAACCUACUCUAUCGACGAUUAAUCUACAUGGUGGCCACCAGAACCCAACUCAAACGGCAACUGUCCGAAAAAACGAAAAGGAUAGAUCAACAAAAGCACUUCGUUUGGAAGGAUAGUUCUCUUUGCGGAAAUGGAGAUAGGGAGCUAAUAAAAAGACAGUCAAUACUCGACCAGGAUGACAAAGAAAUUCAGACUGAAAAAUGGGUCGUUGCGCAAAGAAACUUCUCAUCGACAGCACUGGGGAUUGAAGCAGAAGCCAAAUACGAGGCUCUACGGCAAGAGCUCGAUGCUUCCCGGAAUGCCUUAGACCAGCUCUUACAACUUUUGGAUAAUUACAUCGAUCGCAAUAUUCGUUCCGCCGUUUCAGAGAAAUCACAGUCUGCAAAGGGAGAAGCACAUGAAAUCCCUAUUGCCAGCGCUACAGACGAAAUUCGGAAACGCUUCAUGGACUUCAGACAGAUAUCUUCCCAAAUACGUCGUCACGUUCUGCACCCACCGGACGAGACUUGUGUUCAUCCAGCCAAGUGCGCAACGGUCAUGUUUCCGAUCUGGUGA